Molecule: messenger RNA, 1212 nt
Organism: Zygosaccharomyces rouxii
Lineage: Eukaryota; Fungi; Ascomycota; Saccharomycetes; Saccharomycetales; Saccharomycetaceae
Gene: YRB30
Product: Yrb30p
Exons: 1
Coding region: 1-1212 (403 amino acids)
Cellular component (GO): nucleus; cytoplasm
Molecular function (GO): GTPase regulator activity
Source: RefSeq, a predicted model, not a curated record
AUGGAUGAAUUAUUAUCUAAGGCGGGUUCUCAAGCUGUCACAUUUGCCAUUAAAUCAGGUAUAUCUAUUGCAUCUACCUAUGCUUUGAAAACCAUCACGACCUUUGUUACGCAGAUACCAAAAGAUGAUGCUAGAAGAAUUGACAAGUUGAAGACUCAAUUACAAAAUCGUGUUGAUAUAGUAUCAUCGGCUAUUGAUUUGAUUAAAUUAGUGGCAGCUAGAGGUAAUACAAACUUAGAAUCUACUUUAAAAUUAACAAAGGACCUUAAGGAUGAAUUGGAUAGAUUCGAUGAAAAUAUGCAAGAGUUGACAACGUUGGUAGAAUCAAGCAAAAGUCCCAAGGCUCAAAAGGAUGCUAUUAAUGCCGUUGAGAAAUACAUCAAAGAUCUUUUACAAAGAAUCGAGGGAGUUACACCAUAUCUCAACCUUUCUUUGACAACUUCAGGUGCUACGAUAAGUUCUGUAUUACCACAGCAAAUUUCACCAGGUCUUUUACUGCAGGCAUCUAAUCAUAUAAAUGUUAAUAACUCCAAGGGAUACGGAAAAGUAGGUCCUAAAUUCCAAGUAACUGUUUUCUCCGUUUUUUAUCAAGUGGAUAAGGAUAAAUUUAAUAGAGUUACUUGGAAAGAAGAUAUGAAGAGAGCAUUUGUGCAAGUGAUAAAAAAUGAAAAGGAAUUCAAAUAUGAGCUUAAGAUCGAUCAAAGUUUCGAUGAUGAAAGAUACCAUAAUGUGGAGGACGGUGAAAAACCGCAAUCUAUGACGAUAGAUCUUUGCCAAAUAACCAAAUUAUUCUUUAGCGUUUCUGGUAACUUAUUGAAAUUGGAAGAACAAGAUGCUCCUGUUCUUGUAUUGAAAAUUGAUAAAAACAUUCAAGGAAGGCAUCAUCAUGAGAAUUCUUCAACAGAAGACGUCAUAUGGCUCGCACUAGGCGGUUAUGAGGAGACAGAGACGGAUGGCGAAGAAUCUGAAGAAGAAGAGGAAUCUCAAGACGAGGACGAGGACCAAGAAAAAAUUGAAGCUUCAAGUUCAAUUACACUUUUAGAAUACGUUAUACGACUAGCAUCCCUACAAGAAACUGAUAAGAAAAGUAUUUUAGAAGUUACUGAUGAAAGGCUUUCCACAUAUUUGAACGAUGAAAAUCCAAAUUCAAUCAGAGAACAAAAUGCAGAUGUUAAGGUAGUCACAAAGAAUAUGGAAAAGAUUAAAUUAUAA